GACUGGAAGAAGGAAGGUUUUUGUGGAAACUUGAAGACAUGCGGCGUCUCCUGCAAACUUUACUCAGCCCAAAGUUUCAGCGAGCUGGAGGAAGACCCGACGCUGGAGGAAUGAACUGAAGAGAAGAGGAGAGGAGGGGAGGAGAAGAGCCGUUCACUCCCAUUGAUCCACAAUCGAGGGCUCCUGCAGGGAAGAUGCAGUCUGCUGCUGUGGCUCUGACUGUGCUGAGUGUUUUCUUCAGCCUGGACUGCCUGUCCGCUCAGCGAUUCAAUCCAAACCAGAUUCAAACCCAAGACCAGAAUGAGAGAAACACUCUGGAGGAUGCAGAAACAGAACAGAAGAGGAACCAGCCUCAUAUCUUGUUCAUCCUCAUAGACGACCAGGGUUUUAACGACAUUGGCUACCACAACCCGACCAUCAAGACUCCUACUCUGGAUAAACUGGCAGCUGAAGGAGUGAAACUGGAGAACUAUUAUGUUCAGCCAAUCUGCACGCCGUCACGCAGCCAGCUCAUGACCGGCAGGUAUCAGAUCCACACAGGACUACAACACUCCAUCAUCAGGCCAAGGCAGCCGAGCUGUCUGCCCUUUAACAUGGACACUCUGCCUGAGAGGCUGCGAGAGGCUGGGUACUCCACACACAUGGUCGGCAAGUGGCACCUGGGCUUCUAUAGGAAGGGCUGCCUCCCCACCAGAAAGGGUUUUGACACUUUCUUUGGCUCUUUAACAGGAAGUGUGGAUUACUACAGUUAUGGGUCCUGUGAUGGCCCGGGGUUGUGUGGGUAUGAUCUCCAUGACAACGAGGGUGUGGCGUGGGGCCAGGAGGGGAAAUACUCCACCACGCUUUUCACACAGAGAGCUCGCAAGAUCCUCGAGAUGCACGACCCCACAGACAGGCCACUCUUCCUGCUGCUCUCUCUCCAGGCAGUUCACACUCCUCUACAGACUCCAAAGUCCUACAUCUACCCGUAUCGUGACAUGGCUAACGUCGCCAGGAGAAAGUUUGCUGCGAUGGUGUCCACAGUGGACGAGGCGGUCCGAAACGUGACCUACGCUCUGAGGAAGUACGGAUACUACCGUAACAGUGUUAUCAUCUACUCCACUGACAACGGAGCCCAGCCUUUUACGGGAGGGAGUAACUGGCCACUACGAGGGCGCAAGGGAACAUACUGGGAGGGUGGAGUUCGUGGAGUGGCUUUCGUUCACAGCCCUCUGUUGAAACGAAGGAGGCGGGUCUCUAAAGAUCUGCUGCACAUCACUGACUGGUUCCCCACACUGAUGGGGCUGGCUGGGGGAAACAUCAGCAAGAGCCAGGGUCUGGAUGGUUUUGAUGUUUGGCCCACUAUCAGUGAAGGGAAGGAAUCGCCUCGGAAGGAGAUCCUCCACAACAUCGACCCUCUACACAAACCUACUAAAAACACAAAGUGGGACACCAGCGUAGAGGACACCUCAGUGCCCAAAUCUAAAGGUCCUGGUCCAUAUUUGAAAAAACCAAAGAAGAAGAAGAUCCUGAGGCAGAAGCCAAAGCAGAAGUCAGCUUUCAAAGUGAAGAACGUCAAGAAACUAAGGACGUCUCCCGAUCAUGCUGCUAAGACUACAUCUAAGCCUCCCCACAAACUGAAGCAGAAGACCCUCCCAAACCUAAAACACAGUCCUAAACCCACAACCAAGACCAGGAUCAAAGUCUACCCCCAGACUCAGAAACUGUCCUAUUAUAAACCACAUCUGAAGUCUCAGUCCAGUGUUUCUUCAUCAGCGUCUGGAGCAUCUCUGCCUCAGUCCCAGUCCCUCAUUAAAACACGAGUUAAAUCAAAAUCCAGGAGGACCAGAUCCCACAAUCUAUCAUCAUCAAGACCACCUCCACAGAAAUCCAAGUCUAAGCUCAAAUUACAUUUAAAGUCAAAGUCAAGGAGGAUGUUAUCCGAGUACCAGAACGUGUCGCGACAGGAUACUCUACCAAAGUCAAAACCAACGCCCAAGUUAAAGAUCCAGCCGUCCCAGCCAGUUUGGGACACAUCAGUCCAGGCUGCUAUUAGAGUCGGAGACUGGAAGCUGCUCACAGGAGACCCAGGUCAUGGGGACUGGGUUCCCCCACAGGUUCUCGCCACCCUCCCCGGUCCCUGGUGGAACCUAGAACGAGCUCAAACAACGUUCUACAAAACCUCAACCCACAAAAACGUCUGGUUAUUCAACAUCACCGCCGACCCGUGUGAACGUCAGGACAUGGCAGACCAGAGACCGGACGUCGUCCAGCAGCUGCUGGCCAGACUCGUCUACUAUAACCAAACAGCCGUUCCAGUUUACUUUCCGCCUGACGACCCCCGAGCAAAUCCGGACCUGCACGAGGGAGCCUGGGCACCCUGGGUGGAUGAGGAGGAGGACGAGGAGGGGAAAUAUGAUGGAGUAUACAAGAAAGGAAGAUAUGGUAAAAAGAAGAAGAAGAAGAAGUGUAAGCUAUGCAAGCUGCAGUCAUUCUUUCUGAAACUGAACACCAGGAUGAUCUCCAGUCGGAUUUAAACUCCGUCAAAGACUCUGAAAUGUUGUUUUUACAAAUUCUUCUAAUGACUGCUUUAACCCGCAGAAACAUGUCCCAUAACUGUCCGCAACUUUAACGUCUUCCCUUAAAAGUUUGUCAGAGUAGCUGGUUUUCUUUUGGAGUCAGAGGGAUUCUUUAGUACUUCCAAGAGGAGCCAGAGGACGCUGUUCUUUUAAUUUAUCAAAGCAUCUCUGAACUGCAAAACAACAGUUAUUGGAGCGUGGUUUUCAUGGACUUCUUAAGCUAAGUACUCUUCACAGACAGAAAAAACAGGAGAGACAAAGUCGUACAAUAGAAGGAGGAAUAUCUGACCUAGUGCAAUACUAUCCUUGAGAAAAUGUGUUUAACCUCAUAACACUUACCUUGUAUUAUUUAAAAAGAAAAACUCAAAUAUGUAAAUUUGCACAGCUUACAUCCAACUCACAGCCACAGCAAAGGCAUUGUCCUCCAUGUUUUUGUUCUUUUUGUUUUUGAUAUUGCAACGGUGGAAAUUCUCUACAAACCAUUGUCAAGUUUACAUGCCUUGAGUGUUUUCUGUUUUGACUGUUUGGUCUGAUAAAGACUAAACUCUGAUUACAAAUUCUACCUAGAAAUGUAGAAUCAGCCGCAGGGGUGUGGAUUCUCCACAUGGAAAGUGUCCUUCUUUUCUAGUCUUAUACGUCAUCCACAGCCCAUGUGGAAAGAAAAAGCAAGAAAGAAGGUUAUCCAGCUCACAUCGACCUUGAUCCCACAGCGAGUAAUUGAUCUUUAAAUUAAGGUACACUAUAUGGAAAAAAGUAUUCAGCCACAUGACCAUUACACUAAUAUGACUGCCAAAGAGGGAAAUGUAAAUGAUCAUUCAACAGAAGACGUUUCCACUGCUCCACAGUCCAGCGUCAGUGUGCUUUACACCUCUCCACCUGACACUUGGCAUUGGACUUGGUGAUAUAAGGCUUGCAUGCUGUCAAAUAAAGGAAUGAAAAAGCCCAAAAAUAAAUCUUAAAAAAAAAAAAAAAAAAAAAAAAGAACUCCUCGGCUAUGGCGUCAGCAGAAUGUUGGCGACUUUUACACACCAUGCGCCUUCGAGGUCACAUAUUUUACCCCUUUUAAACAAGUUUAUAUUCAUCUCAGAGGUCCCCAAAACAAGCCUGUGAAGUUUUGGGAACCAGUAUUGGAUUUUUGCAAGUCUUAAAAACUCUUCUGUUUCAGCCCUGCUCAAGACGAGCUGUUUUUGUGUCUGUGGCUUUAAAUGUUAAUGAGUUGUCUGACUCCACCUCUCUC
This is a messenger RNA of Cheilinus undulatus (humphead wrasse), 3795 nucleotides long. RefSeq names its product arylsulfatase I-like. The transcript is spliced from 11 exons. Lineage: Eukaryota; Metazoa; Chordata; Actinopteri; Labriformes; Labridae. The record is from RefSeq and is a predicted model, not a curated record. Bases 195 to 2516 code for a protein of 773 amino acids.